Colletotrichum lupini is the source of this 687-nucleotide messenger RNA. RefSeq lists its product as uncharacterized. The coding region runs from base 1 to 687 and encodes 228 amino acids. The record is from RefSeq and is a predicted model, not a curated record. The transcript is spliced from 5 exons. Lineage: Eukaryota; Fungi; Ascomycota; Sordariomycetes; Glomerellales; Glomerellaceae.
AUGCCGGCGUCCGUCCUCGACCAGACGUUCAAGGUCGUCAAGGAGAACUUCUAUCACCUCUUCAAGGUGCAUGUGUUCUACCAGACGCCCAAGACCGCGCCCAAGCACAGGGUGAAAGAAACCUUGGAAAAGACUAAGGACCUUGUCAAGCUCUUCGACCGCUUCAAGGCUGAGCGCCACAAGCCCGAGACCGCGUGGAACAUUAUACUCAUGUCUAACACCACGAACAAUCGCCGACUCAACACGCUCUCAAUGAAGCUCGUCUGGAGACGACUUGUAUGGAAGCCACUUCCCUGGAACUUCGAGAAUUGUUCCAACUUUGGCUUGCAGUGCCAAGUCAUUGGACGUCUCUGGCGUUUGGGCCAGAAGGGGGAGGUGUCCUGGAAAAUCCUCCAAACCCAGUCUACUUUUGACCCCUGGCUUAAGACCAAGAACAUGAGGGCGUACGUGAGCACCGUCGAGGCGGAGGCUGCAAUCGAUGCUCGCAUCACUACAUCUAGUCGGCUUUUCAACGCCGACGCCAGAGCCGGUGCCAACGAAGAGAGCGCCAAAGCUCUCGGCGACAGUCAGCUUUCAGAUGACUCUUGCACCCAAGGCGACUGCGAAUUUUGCGAGCUGGCUGACGAAACUGUCACUACGAUCGACUCUGAUCUCUAUAUGACUUUGCAUUCCGUCAACCAACAUUGA